Molecule: messenger RNA, 1503 nt
Organism: Polyodon spathula (Mississippi paddlefish)
Lineage: Eukaryota; Metazoa; Chordata; Actinopteri; Acipenseriformes; Polyodontidae
Product: membrane cofactor protein-like
Exons: 10
Coding region: 291-1283 (330 amino acids)
Source: RefSeq, a predicted model, not a curated record
CUGUUGCGCUAGUGGGUGGAGGCAAUGCGGAAGGAUGGAGAUGAAGCCGAGUUUGUACUUUAGAAAGCGCUGUCUUAACGGAGAAACCCGUUAAAACAACAACGAAUUUAUAUUCUUUAUAAUUAACCAUUUAGUUUACAACACGCCGUCUUUAAAAAAAAAAAAAUGGACAAAAGGCAUUUUGUUCAGACGAAUCACUAAACCAAGGAGUACCGGUGGAGAACUCGGUUAUGCAGUUUUCUUCUUGAACAAUUUGAAGAGACUGGCUGGGCGGUUCCGCAGGAAUUAAAAUGCCUGGACGUAAUAAUAAUAAUAAUAAUAAUUCUGAGGACAACGUGUUUAUGAUUUCACUGUGGCUGGGGCUGGCCUUGUUUAUUGGCAGUGUGUCUGGAGAAUGUGACUACCCUCCAGAUUAUCCCAAUGCCGUACUGAAAGAAGAACAUCAAACUCAAGGACCACCUGACUUUGUAGAGGGGUUUAAAAUCACUUAUACAUGUCAGAGUGGGUAUGUACCGAACGGUGGAUCUCCAAAAAUCACUUGUACCAGUUCACAGUGGUCACCUCUGACCUUGGUGUGUGAACGCCGAUCAUGUGGAAAUCCAGGAGAGAUACUUAAUGGAUACUUUAAUACUGAUGAGGGUGUUCUUUUUGGAGACAAGGCUUAUGCUGUUUGUAAUGAAGGAUACCAGUUGGCAGGCAAUGGUGUCAGAAACUGUCGCGCUACUGGCUGGGACGGUGCCAUUCCUAUAUGUGAAAGUGUAAAGUGUCCAAACCCUCCAUCGAUUGUAAAUGGUGAAAUCACAAACCCACCUCAGGGAACUGUCACGUUUGGCACGUCAUUUACCUACAUGUGUAGUAAAGGGGUUCUGGUGGGUAAUAGGGAGCUUGUUUGCACCAAAUAUGGAAACUACAGUAGUGAUCCUCCAACAUGUAAAGAUCACAAAGGCUGCCCUUCUGUUCAAGUGGAAAAUGCCGUUAAGACAGCUGGAUUUGGACCAGUUUAUAAAUAUAAGGAUUCCAUUACCUUUGCUUGUAAUCCUGGGUAUAUUCUUAAAGGCACUGCCACUGUUAACUGUGGAGUAAAUGAAACUUGGGAACCUCAACUUCCGACUUGUGAAAAAGCUCCAACCACACCAACAAUAACCACCACAAGCACACAAGUGCCUCCAGCGCCCUCUCCUGAUGACAAGAAUGAGCCUCAAGGAGGAUGUGGUAAAACAUGUGGAAAUCCUCUUCUCCUCCUCGCAGUGCUGCUGCUUAUUAAAUUAAUGCUGUUCAGCUGAAUAGGAUUCUGUGGUGUGCAUCAGUACAGACACUAUGACCUGCUUUUAAUUGUAUUUCACUGAAAAGUAAAUUGUGUGCACAACUAACUUUCAGCAGGACAGUAAGUAGGGGCUGAAGUUUGAAAUAAAUAGUUUAGUAGCUCUUGCAUGUGAUACCAUCUGAAGAUGUUUGUUUUUAUAUAUAUAUAUAAUAUAAUGUAGAAUUCCCAUCAGUGUUACU